UGCUGCCUCCUGGCCGGAAGAGGGCUCUUCCAACAUUGUUCUGACGUCAGUCGGGACAUUCCUUCCCUUUCCGGUGGGAAGGGCUUCGUCUCCCGGUUCUGCUCCGUGAUCCCGAGCCAAAGAGGAGAAGAAAAGGAGGAGCAUUGAAGAAUACAGGGAGUGGGGGCGGCCAUGAUCUCCGCCGGUUACGCUGUAAAGCAGCAGCAAGCGGCUAACUAACUUGUAACUGAGGGGAGAGGGAUACUGCACAGCCGGACUGGGUGGGGGGCUCGUCCCCUGUUCAUGGACCAAGCGGGCCUUGGAGCUGCAUAGUGUCUUGUGGAGCCUUUGCCAUGUCUGGAUAGGUCCUAGCGAGCAGCCGGGGGGAAGAACGCCUUAGUGUGUCCUCAGGGUGCGGGGAGCCACCCUACAAAUUGCCAUUUCUAUUGGCAGCAGUGCAACGCCAUUCACUAUCAUAACCUGCUUAGUUUAGCUAGGCUGCUCGCUGAGCCACGGGAAGAUGUCGGCCAAAGUGAGGCUGAAGAAGCUGGAGCAGCUGCUCCUGGAUGGGCCCCAGAGGAACGAGGCGGCCCUGAGUGUGGAGACCUUGCUGGAUGUGCUUCUCUGCCUGUAUACCGAGUGCAGCCAUUCCACCCUCCGCAGGGACAAGUAUGUCAGCGAGUUCCUGGAAUGGGCAAAACCCUUUACAGAUCUGCUCAAGGGAAUGCAGCUUCAUCGGGACGACUUUGAAAUUAUCAAAGUAAUUGGAAGAGGAGCUUUUGGAGAGGUUGCGGUUGUUAGAUUGAAAAGUACUGAACGCAUUUAUGCGAUGAAAAUCCUGAACAAAUGGGAGAUGCUUAAAAGAGCAGAGACUGCUUGUUUCCGAGAAGAGCGAAAUGUGUUGGUAAACGGUGACUGUCAGUGGAUCACUAGCUUACAUUAUGCCUUUCAGGAUGAGAACUAUUUGUAUUUAGUGAUGGAUUACUAUGUAGGUGGGGACCUACUGACUCUUCUCAGCAAAUUUGAAGACAGGCUUCCUGAAGACAUGGCCAGAUUUUAUCUUGCUGAAAUGGUGCUUGCUAUUCACUCUAUUCAUCAGCUGCAUUAUGUACACAGGGAUAUCAAACCCGAUAAUGUUCUCUUGGAUAUGAAUGGCCACAUUCGCCUAGCAGAUUUUGGAUCUUGUCUAAAAAUGAACGCUGAUGGAACUGUUCAGUCUUCAGUGGCCGUAGGAACACCUGACUAUAUCUCCCCUGAGAUCUUACAAGCCAUGGAAGAUGGAAUGGGAAAAUAUGGACCUGAAUGCGAUUGGUGGUCCCUUGGGGUGUGCAUGUAUGAAAUGCUUUAUGGGGAAACUCCUUUCUAUGCAGAGUCACUCGUGGAAACCUAUGGAAAGAUCAUGAAUCAUGAAGAAAGAUUUCAGUUCCCAUCUCAUAUUGGGGAUGUGUCUGAAUCAGCCAAAGAUGUUAUCCAGAGGCUAAUCUGCAGCAGGGAGAGGCGACUCGGUCAAAAUGGAAUUGAUGAUUUUAAGGCUCAUCCGUUUUUUGAAGGAAUCGACUGGGAUAACAUUAGAAACUUGGAAGCCCCCUACAUUCCUGAUGUCAGCAGUCCCUAUGACACAUCAAACUUUGACGUGGACGAUGAUGUUCUAAGGAACCCUGAAGUUAUUCCUCCAAGUACCCACAGUGGCUUUUCAGGCUUCCAUCUGCCAUUUGUAGGAUUUACAUACACAACAGACAGCUGUUUUUCUGACCGUGGCUCCUUAAAAGACACCAUUCACUCGAAUGCUGUGACCAAAGAUGAGGAUGUGCAGCGAGGCCUUCAAAAUAGCUUACAGAUUGAUGCCUAUGAGAGAAGAAUCAGGCGACUCGAGCAGGAAAAACUGGAGCUAAACAGGAAAUUACAAGAGUCAACUCAGACAGUCCAGUCUCUGCAAGGUGGUUCUAGAACAACAGGAACAUUAACCAGAGAGAAAGAAAUCCGAAAGCUAAAUGAAGAAAUCGAACGGCUGAAGAAUAAAAUAUCAGAUUCAAAUCGAAUAGAGCGGCAGCUGGAGGAUGUUGUUGCUCUGAGGCAGCAAUAUGAGGAUUCCACAAACAAGAUGAAAGGCCUGGAGAAGCAACACCGUGCUCUGAAACAGGAACGUGAUGAUCUACAAAAGCAAUUUAGUGAUGCUCAGGAGAGGUUAAAAUCCCAGACCAAGGAGCUGAAGGAUGCCAAUCAACACAGAAAGGUGACUCAGCAAGAGUUUGCUGAACUUACUGAGAAAAUGGCGGAAUUGAGAUCACAGAAGCUAAAGCUGUCCCGCCAGCUACGAGAUAAAGAGGAAGAAUUGGAGCUGGUUAUGCAGAAAAUUGACACCAUGCGCCAGGAAAACCGCAAAUCUGAGAAAGCUAGAAAAGAGUUGGAAGCACAACUUGAUGAUGCCACUGCUGAGGCAUCAAAGGAACGCAAAUUGCGUGAACACAGUGAGAUAUUCUGCAAACAGUUAGAAAGUGAAGUGGAAUCUCUUAAGUUAAAACAGGGAGUUCGAACUCCUGGUGCAACAUUAGAGCAUCAGCAGGAGCUCUCAAAAGUCAAAUCUGAGCUGGAAAAGAAGAACUUGUAUUUUGAAGAAGAGCUAUUAAGACGUGAAACAGCUCAUUCAUUUGAGAUGAAAAACAUAAAGAAAGAAAUACAUGAUUCUGAGAGUCAGCAGCUUGCCCUAAAGAAAGAGACCCUCAUGCUGAAAGAUAAGCUUGAAAAAGCAAAACGUGAGCGGCAAUCUGAGCUGGAAGAAGCUGUUGGAGCCGUAAAGGAAAAAUAUGAGCGAGAGAGGAGCAUCCUUUUAGAUGAAAAUAAAAAACUUUUUUCUCAAACAGAAAGGCUCUCUUCCUUUGUGGAUAAAUUGACUGAGCAGAAUCGGCAGCUGGAAGAUGACCUGCAGGACCUUACAGCUAAAAAGGAAUCUGUAGCUCACUGGGAAGCUCAGAUUGCUGAAAUCAUUCAGUGGGUAAGUGAUGAAAAAGAUGCCCGUGGUUAUCUUCAAGCUUUAGCGUCAAAGAUGACCGAAGAACUUGAGUCAUUAAGGAGUUCAAGUCUUGGAUCCCGAGCCCUGCCUGACCUCUCAUUCCCGCAAGGCUUGGCCCCUUACAAUUCUGAUAGGCUGGAUCCACUAUGGAAGGUGCGACGUAGUCAGAAACUUGACAUGUCUGCGCGUUUGGAGUUACAGUCCGCUUUAGAUGCUGAAAUUCGUGCCAAACAGGUGGUCCAAGAAGAGCUGAGAAAGGCCAAGGAUUCAAAUAUUCUCUUUGAAAGUAAACUGAAGGAUGCAGAAUUGAAAAAUAAAGAACUUUUAGAGGAGAUGGAGAAUCUUAAAAAGAAGCUGGAGGAAAAAUACAAAGACGACAGUGGACUCAAAAUUCCUGACUUUCAUGAGUCCAUCUUUGAGUAUUUUAACACCUCUCCGCUGCCACAUGACCUAACCUUAAGAAGUAGUACAAUUAGUGAGCCUGAUAUCCCAUCUCCCAAACCGGAAGUUUCUGCAUCACUUGCCCAUCCUUCCACCAAUGACCAACAAGAGGAGCUGUCAAGGUCUCAGUCUCGGACACAGCCUGCCCCAUCUCCCACAUUUACACCAAUAUCAGUCUCCAUCCCAAAGCCCAAAGCACACCAGCUUAUUAUAAAGUCCUUUGUGAAUCCCACACAGUGUUCCCACUGCACAUCACUCAUGGUUGGGUUGGUGAGGCAAGGAUAUGCAUGUGAAGUGUGUCCUUUUGCGUGCCAUGUAUCAUGCAAGGACAGUGCACCACAGGUUUGUCCUAUUCCAGCAGAGCAGGCCAAGAGACCACUUGGAGUAGAUGUACAAAGGGGUAUUGGAACUGCUUACAAGGGAUAUGUGAGGAUUCCAAAACCUACCGGAGUGAAAAAAGGCUGGCAGAGAGCAUUUGCUGUAGUUUGCGACUGUAAGCUGUUUCUGUAUGAUGUCCCAGAAGGACGUUCUACUCAGCCUGGAGUUGUUUCCAGCCAGGUUGUAGAUCUUAGGGAUGAAGACUUUUCUGUGAGCUCUGUUUUGGCAUCUGAUGUCAUACAUGCCACACGCAAGGACAUUCCCUGCAUAUUUAGGGUGACAGCUUCUCUUCUAGGUUCUCCCUCCAAAACCACAGCAUCUCUUCUAAUACUAACAGAGAGUGAAGCAGAGAAGAGGAAGUGGGUUGGAAUUCUGGAAGGGCUGCAAGCGAUUUUACAGAAAAACAACCUGAGGAACCGGGCAGUGCAUUGUCCACAGGAAGCCUAUGACAGCACUUUGCCUCUUAUUAAAACUAUUGUAGCUGCUGCUGUUGUAGAUCAUGAUCGAAUAGCUGUUGGCACUGAAGAAGGACUGUAUGUAAUAGAGGUUACAAGAGAUGUGAUUGUUCGUGCUGCUGACUGUAAAAAAGUCUACCAGAUAGAACUGGUUCCCAAAGAGAAGAUUGUUAUUCUUGUGUGUGGGCGUAAUCACCAUGUUCACCUGUUUCCUUGGUCCUCCCUUGAUGGCUCAGAGGGCAGCUUUGACAUCAAAUUGCCAGAGUCCAAAGGUUGCCAAUUCAUUACAACUGGAUCACUGAAAAAAUCCGUUUCUCCCUGCUUGUUUGUGGCGGUCAAACGGCAGAUCUUUUGCUAUGAAAUCCAUAGAACUAAACCAUUCCAUAAGAAGUUCAAUGAGAUUGUGGCUCCAGGAAAUGUACAGUGGAUGGCUGUGUUUAAAGACAAACUCUGUGUUGGUUACCAGUCUGGGUUCUCAUUGUUGACCAUACAUGGAGAGGGACAGCCCAUAAAUUUGGUGAACCCCAAUGAUCCUUCCCUAGCAUUUUUGUCACAGCAGCCAGUGGAUGCCCUGUGUGCAGUAGAGCUCAGUAAGGAUGAAUACUUGCUUUGCUUCAGCCAGUUAGGAAUAUAUGUGGAUUCUCAAGGACGAAGGACACGAAUGCAGGAGCUGAUGUGGCCAGCAACUCCUCUCGCUUGCAGUUGCAGCUCUUCAUAUGUUACAGUUUACAGUGAGUAUGGCAUUGAUGUUUUUGAUGUCUCCACCAUGGAAUGGGUUCAGACCAUCGGUUUAAGACGGAUAAAGCCUCUAAAUGCAGAGGGUUCCCUGAAUUUACUGAAUUCUGAGCCUGCGCGUCUCUUGUAUUUGAAGAGCAUAUAUUCAGAGGGACCUAUCCUGACAGUGCCAGAAACAUCUGACAACAGCAAAAAGCAAAUGGUCCGGACCAGGAGCAAAAGAAAGUUUGUGUUCAAGGUUCCAGAAGAGGAGAGAUUGCAGCAAAGAAGGGAGAUGCUUCGAGAUCCUGAACUAAGAUCAAAAAUGAUCUCCAACCCCACCAAUUUCAACCACGUGGCACACAUGGGACCAGGGGAUGGAAUGCAAGUGCUCAUGGACCUGCCUCUGAGUGUAGUGCCGUCAUCUCAAGAUGAAAAUUCAAGGGAGCGACUUCGUCCUCCUUCCACCAAUGUUGCUCGUCAGCAGCAACAGCGAAGCAAGUCAUACAUCUCAUGGCCCUCGUCAGGACCUGGAGAGUUAUCCUCACGAAGUAUAGGGGACCCUGACCAAGAAAUAGAAAAAGAGCCAGAUUCAGAUUCCACAAAACAUUCCACUCCUUCAAACAGCUCCAAUCCCAGCGGCCCCCCGAGCCCUAAUUCUCCACAUAGGAAUCAGCUGACGUUGGAUGGCUUGGAUCAAUCCGCAUGCGAUGCGUAACACUGUUUCCGUAGCAAGACUUCACAGCGUCCUAUUACCUGAUACAGUGGGAGGGUGCAUUGGUUUCAUCUGUUAGUGCCAAGAUGAGAAAUACCUAGUGUUGCACAAAUCCUGAACCCCCAUAUUGUAGAUACAGUUAACAAAAAAUUAAAAGGAAAAAAAGUUUAAUAUAUGUGAUCAAGCUUUUAUAUGCAAAAGUAUUCACUGUUUGUAGUAGUGAUUCCGUUCCCUGUUUUACACUACAGUGACAAGAUAGGAUAUUAUGUUUUAAUUUUUAAAUGACACCCAUUGUAUGAUGCUGCUAGCUCUGGGGCAAAAAAAAAAAAAAAACAAUUAAAGAGGCUGCUUAUUGAGGUUGCUACCUAGCACCAGAUAGGAUAUUCCAUUAGGAAAGUAAUGAUUGUUCUUAUUAACAGGAAAUUUGGCUAGGGUGAUUUGGGAAUUUUGCAUAGGAAUGUGAAGCUUGGCAGGGGUGCAGCACAGUGAAGCCUAGUGGCGCUCUUGCCUGCGCCAUGUAUCCCUAAUGGUGCAAACAUUCUCACUUACGCCAUGAGCGGGCUGUGCUGCCGCCAGUUUUACACCUGAUACUGGAGUCUUGGCUAUUUUUAUCAAACCUCUAGUUUGUAUUAUCUCAAAUACCAGUAUUUCAUCAGACGGUUUUUAAGACUUCAUAACAAUGAAAUCAGGUUCUAAGAUCCUCUACGUCUCGUCACAACAAAAAAACAGCAUCACAAUAUCUGUCUGUAGGAUUAAGGCAUAUUUAUUCUGUAGAACAAAUUGAUCACGGAUGCCCUGUGUCUUGAAUGUGUGUGCUGCCUGUGUCACAGAGCAGGUAUAGAGUAAGUGCCCUAGCGAAAAUGUCUCCGCAUUCCAUUCCUUGUCUCUUUGAAAUGGGCUGGCAGUUACUGGGUUAGGUCUUUUUUGGAAACCUCAGAUUGCUUUUAAUUACUUUAUUAAGCUGCAUACAUAACUGUCCAUCAUUCCAGUGGCUUCAGUUUCAAUACCCUUCCCCUCUUUACCUUUCUUUCAAUUUAAUAGCCUUGUGUCUAGAGAACAUGUCUGUGAAACAAUAUUGCUUCUUUAUAUACAGUCUCCGUUUCUCAGAGACUACACUACUAUGUUUAGGGAAGGGACCAUUGUGACAGUGUGAAGAUUAUGUUCCAGGGCACAAGAAGCAAGAAGGGAUCUGCGUCACGCUAACCCACAGUCGUCUUAUUUUCUUUCACCAAGCACCUUGGAUGGAGUAAGGUCUGCGGCCUGUUGCAGGAGAAUGCAUUAUUGCCCCUUCUUGCAUAUAAUGACAUGUAUAGAUACUCUCUCUUCUAAUUUGUUUUCUGCUCAUACCCCCCAUCACCCUGACACAGCUGGACUCUUUGUAUUUAUGCUUGCAUGAGAGACACGAUUAUCAUAGGCCAUCGAUCAUUACAAACGCAAUGUAUAUUUUACUUCAGUAUCAUGCAUUCACGUGGUUCUGUGUGUAUAUUUAAUCUCAUUCUUCCAUGUAUUAUAUAUUUUAUUCACAAUCCGUGACCUUGUUUCCAUUAAAAGCUUGUAAUUAAUUUUGUGGCUGGCAUAUCUAUUUUGUCACUGUCACACUAGCGUGCCUUCUGUGCCAUAUGACAGUCAGAUUGUCAUUAAUUUAAAUCUGGUUUUAUUGGGCUAGUAAUGAAAUAAACCAACAGUUAAUGGUUCCUCUCUGAAACACUGUAUAGUACUUGCACUUAUUUUUAGUUUUAAACCAAGUGAUCUAGUCUCCAAUAUAUAUAAAUAUAUAUAUAUUAUUUUUUUUGUUGCGUCUAUUUGUUCCUUCUUUGUUUAAAAUGAGUGAAGAGGCUGUGUUGGAGCCACCCACUACUGCUUAUGGGGUUUUCUGAUUUUUACUUUUUUAAUGUAAGUUGUCUUUGUAAUUAUAAAUUGUAAGAACAUUAUUUUUUUUAAACAAUUGACCUGUUAAUAAAUCCGCAGAGGGCAGUUUGGAAGUUCAUACUGGUCUGUCUUGACAUAUUAAAACAUUUUACAGUGAUGCACAA
This is a messenger RNA of Xenopus tropicalis (tropical clawed frog), 7725 nucleotides long. RefSeq names its product CDC42 binding protein kinase beta (gene cdc42bpb). Bases 500 to 5695 code for a protein of 1731 amino acids. Lineage: Eukaryota; Metazoa; Chordata; Amphibia; Anura; Pipidae. Gene Ontology annotation, cellular component: lamellipodium; cytoplasm. The transcript has 38 exons. The record is from RefSeq and is a predicted model, not a curated record. Gene Ontology annotation, biological process: cytoskeleton organization. Gene Ontology annotation, molecular function: kinase activity; ATP binding; diacylglycerol binding.